Messenger RNA from Olea europaea var. sylvestris, 1488 nucleotides. RefSeq names its product DELLA protein RGL1-like. Gene Ontology annotation, biological process: regulation of DNA-templated transcription. Gene Ontology annotation, molecular function: sequence-specific DNA binding; DNA-binding transcription factor activity. Bases 1 to 1488 code for a protein of 495 amino acids. Gene Ontology annotation, cellular component: nucleus. The transcript has a single exon. The record is from RefSeq and is a predicted model, not a curated record. Lineage: Eukaryota; Viridiplantae; Streptophyta; Magnoliopsida; Lamiales; Oleaceae.
AUGGCCUAUAGUUUCUUUUCUGAGGGUUCAAACAGUAAUAGAAGAAAAUUUCCUAGUAAGUACUCCAUCCUGCCCAUAUUAGAGAAUGACACUGCCAACUGGUUCCCGAAUUUGUCAGACGAAAGUGGCGAUUUCAAGAGGCUGAAGAGGACUACAAGUGUUGGCGAGUUCAUUGAAAAUAAUGCCAGCAGUGGCAGCAUAACGCGUGCCAAGAGCACAAGUAGUUUGAGCAAGCUUCAAUUUCGCGAUCAUAUAUGGACGUAUAGUCAACGGUAUCUAGCAGCUGAGGCUGUGGAGGAGGCAGCAGCAGCCAUUAUUCGUUCCGAGGAUGGGGAAAAGGAAGAAAAGAGCAAUGAGGAUGGAAUGAAAUUAGUCCAACAGCUCAUUUCUUGUGCUGAGGCUGUGGCUUGUAGGGACAAAUCACACGCCUCGUUUCUAUUAUCUGAGCUUCGGGCUAAUGCUUUGGUGUUUGGCUCGUCCUUCCAGCGAGUGGCAUCAUGUUUUGUCCAGGGACUUGCUGAUAGGUUGGCUCUGGUCCAACCCCUUGGCACGGUUGGUUAUGGCAUGUCUAAGAUGAACAUUGUGGAAAGCGGUUUGGAGAGAAAUGACGAGGCUUUACGCCUCGUUUAUGAAAUUUGUCCUCACAUUCAGUUUGGUCAUUUUGUAGCCAAUUCUUCAAUAUUGGAAGCCUUUGAGGGAGAGAGUUCAGUGCAUGUAGUGGACUUGGGCAUGACCCUUGGCCUACCACACGGUUACCAAUGGCGCCGCCUGAUCCAGAGCCUUGUUAAGCGUACUAGGCCACUUCCUCGACUCCGUAUCACCGGGAUCGGUCCGUGUGCCAAAAAGCUUCAAUCCAUAGGAAAUGAGCUUGAGGCUUAUGCGCAAAGUCUAGGACUGAGUUUGGAGUUUUCGGUUGUUGAAAGCAACUUGGACAACCUUAAACCUGAACAAAUCAAGGCACUUCCCGGAGAAGUCCUUGUCGUUAACAGCAUCCUUCAACUCCAUUGUGUGGUCAAAGAAAGUCGAGGCGCACUGAACUCAGUUUUGCAGAUCAUCCACGAGCUCUCCCCGAAGGUUUUAGUCCUAGUCGAGCAGGACUCGAGCCACAAUGGUCCGUUCUUUCUAGGAAGAUUCAUGGAAGCGUUACAUUAUUAUUCAGCAAUUUUCGAUUCUCUUGAUGCUAUGCUGCCUAAAUAUGACACGAAACGUGCUAAGAUGGAACAACUUUACUUCGGAGAGGAAAUCAAGAACAUCGUCAGCUGUGAGGGGCCAGCUAGGAUAGAAAGGCAUGAGAGGGUCGACCAAUGGCGCCGGAGGAUGAGCCGAGCCGGAUUUCAGCCAGCUCAGUUAAAAAUGCUGACUCAAGCCAGGCGAUGGCUGAAUAACAUUAAUGCAACUGAAGGCUAUACCGUUGUGGAAGAAAAGGGCUGCUUGGUGAUGGGGUGGAAAUCUAAGCCUAUUGUGGCUGCUUCUUGCUGGAAAUGCUGA